Molecule: messenger RNA, 455 nt
Organism: Drosophila erecta
Lineage: Eukaryota; Metazoa; Arthropoda; Insecta; Diptera; Drosophilidae
Exons: 1
Coding region: 209-424 (71 amino acids)
Source: RefSeq, a predicted model, not a curated record
GUUUGCCAACACUACCGGGCUGCGACAGCUGAUCGCGCCAACUGGACGCAGCCGGCUCCGCGUGAAUGGUGAAAUAAAAUUGGAGCCAAAAAUAAUAUUUUCUUCUUGAUUGUUAAGCCCCCGCCAUGACCAACAGCGGCUAAUCCGAUUUCCCGAAAAGGACGACACUUGUCCUCCGAAUACGUAGAAGCUUUAACCGUUUCAACACAUGUACGAGAUUCAACAUCCUGUCAUCAUCAACAACAACUACAACGUGGUGGACAUACUGCAUCCGGAGAAUAACGAAUUUGAUGGGCCGUCUGCGGCGCGAAAAAUGAUUAAUGGUUCAUUCUCGAUGUUCGUGAUCUUCUCGUAUCUGCAGCUGUUCUACAUCCUGGUGGCCGUCUAUCUGGCCCUGCAUCACGCACACCAUCGAAAUCUCUGAAGGAUCAUGUAUCACUUCGUAUCCGAACAAA